Hermetia illucens (black soldier fly) is the source of this 2555-nucleotide messenger RNA. RefSeq names its product larval serum protein 1 gamma chain-like. Lineage: Eukaryota; Metazoa; Arthropoda; Insecta; Diptera; Stratiomyidae. The transcript is spliced from 5 exons. The record is from RefSeq and is a predicted model, not a curated record. Bases 79 to 2481 code for a protein of 800 amino acids.
GGAAGCAUAUGCAGUGCAAGAGUAGUCCGCGUCUGGAAGUUAACUAGUCGGUGAAGGAGUCAGGCGCUUGUGAUAGUCAUGAGGAUCCUUUUCGUUUUCCUGGGCGGAUUAGCCCUUUCGGCUGGAUUUGGACCGAAUAGUCGAGGUGAUAUUUACCGUGGUGGCUAUGGCUAUAAUGAUAUGACGCUCAAUUACCUAGGAAUGGACCGCAACGCUAUGAACUAUGAUCAGAAUUUGGAUCAGGCCAUGUUACUUGACAAGAACGUGAUGAACCGCGUGGAUACCAGUAGAAAUAUUUUGACGAGGGACCGUUUGAACAUCGAUCAAAUGGGCAUGGGUCGGGAUUUGAAAAUAUCCAUAAUGAACGAUAAGGACAUUUUGCGCAAACAGAAGUUCAUUCUCGACAUCAUGCGAAAUGUUUACACAACUUUAAUCAUGGAUGAUGUCCGUGAUGUGGCCCCAAUUGAAGGAGAGAUGAAUUACAAUAACUACGACCGUGUCAUCCCAUUCUUCCGCAUGUAUGGAAUGAAAAUGUUCCUACCACGUGGCCGUAUUUUUGCCGUCAGCGACCGUGUACAACUCCGCCAAGCAGUUCUGCUAUUCAAUCUUUUCUACUACGCGAAGGACUUCAAUAUCUUCCAGAGAAACGUCUUGUGGGCACGUAACAAUGUCAACGAGGAUAUGUUCAUCUACUCUUUGACUGCAGCUAUUUUCCAACGCCGCGAUAUGAUCGGAAUCAAACUUCCAUCGCAUUAUGAAGUCAUGCCACAUAAGUUCCAUACAGCCCUAACCAUUACCAAUGCAGUGAACACGCGAAUGGGAAAUCUCCAGGAUAAAGUUCUUAUCGUUAAAAACAACUACACGAGCGACAUUACCUUGAUGAAUGAUGAAGCUAAGCUCGCAUACUUUACUGAAGAUAUUGGCUUGAAUCUCUACCACUAUUACUUGUUCCUCCAGUAUCCUUACUGGUUGGGAGGCGAAGAGUUCGGACUGUACAAACAGAUGCGUGGAGAAGGAUACCUGCUAUUGAUUCAACAAAUAUUGGCUAGAUACAACAUGGAGCGUCUAUCUCAUGGAAUGGGUCCUAUUAAGGAUAUAUCGCUUAAUAUUCCUUUGAAGAACGGCUACAAUUCCUUCUUGAGGCAUUACAACGGACUAGGAUAUUCUGUUAGAAAGAAUUACUAUGAUGUUUACACCACUGGCGACUACUAUCUAAUAUCUCGGGUUAAGGAUUACGAACGCAGAAUUCGGGAUGCUAUCGAUAAAGGCUAUGUUAUUGGAAAGGACGGUAGCAAAAUAGAUUUAUAUGGCAAAAAUGGAAUUGAUCUCCUUGGAAAUAUAAUCCAAUCAAACAAGGAUUCGGUCAACGAUCGCUUCUAUGGAGGUUUAGUACGACUGAUGCGCAAGCUGAUCGGCGGGGGCUAUGUUAAAAAUGUCGACCACAACAAUGUCCUGCCAAGCGUCAUGGAAUACUACGAAACCGCUCUACGUGAUCCUGCUACAUAUCAAGUGUACAAACGCGUCUUGAAACUUCUAUAUCAAUACAAAAACACUUUGCGGCCCUACACUACCGAAGAUUUGCUUGUGAAAGGUGUUCGCAUCAUGGAUAUCCGUACUACAAAAUUAGUGACCUACUGUGAUCAAUUCGACGUUGAUGUCUCCACGAUUGUUGACCAUAACAUCCGCACCCAGACGAAGGAUACUAACGUUGACAACGUCGUGGGAGAUAAAUUGGUAUUCGCCCGUCAUACCCGUCUCAAUCACAAACCCUUUGCCAUUAACCUCGAUGUAACAUCCGAUCGUGCACAAAAGGUAGUUGUCCGUCUCUUCAUUGGACCGAAAUACGAUCAAUUUGGAAAGAAGAUCCAAUUGAAGGACAAUCGCGAUAACUUCAUGGAAUUAGAUAAAUUCGUAUUUGAUUUACCAGCAGGACGCGUGACUAUCAAGCGUGAUUCUCGCGAUUUCAACUACGUUGUUCGUGAUCGCACUACAUAUGUGGACCUCUACAAGAAUAUCGUUCUCAACAAGGAUCUUAAUAAGCUUCUUGAUCUCAACAUUGUCGAAUCUCACUGUGGAUUCCCUGAUCGUCUUCUAUUGCCACGUGGCUGGGUUGGUGGCAUGCCACUGCAAAUUUUCGCUAUUAUCACUCGCGCCACAAACUUCGGCAAAGGACCCACCAUUUUGACAAAAUGCGGAAGAAACACCCAAUUGUUCCAUGUUGAUGACUUCAAACUCGGCUUCCCAUUCGAUCGUUACAUCGAUGAAACUGAAUUCUACACAACAAAUAUGUUGUUCAAGGACAUCCUCAUCUACCAUGAGGGAAUGGAUACCAAUAUUGGAAUGAACGACUAUAAUGGAAUGCGUGAUAUCACCGAUACAAUGGGUAAUCUGAACCCUGGGCUUGACGUAGCAACGAUACAAAAUAUAGGUGGAGGCCGAAUGAUGCAAGAUAUGAUGGGGGACCGAAUGAUGCGCCUUUAAAUUUUAUACAGUUUUAUUAAAAUUAAAUUUGUAAUAUCAUUUUUUAAAAAAAUAUACAGAAUUUAGCAGCUCAA